AUGCCUCCCAAGAAGGCCCAAGUUCAAGAAAAGGUCCUGCUGGGCCGUCCCGGCAACAACUUGAAGAGCGGUAUCGUUGGUCUUGCCAACGUCGGCAAGUCGACGCUCUUCCAAUCUAUCACCAAGUCCUCUCUGGGUAACCCUGCCAACUUUCCUUAUGCCACCAUUGACCCCGAAGAGGCCCGCGUCAUCGUCCCCGAUGAGCGGUUCGACUGGCUCUGUGACCACUACAAGCCCAAGUCGCAGGUGCCUGCCAAUUUGACCGUGUACGAUAUUGCCGGUCUGACCCGCGGUGCUUCCACGGGUGCUGGCCUGGGUAACGCUUUCCUGUCGCACAUCCGCGCUGUCGACGCGAUCUUCCAGGUCGUUCGUUGCUUCGAUGAUGCCGAGAUUAUCCACGUCGAGGGCGAUGUCGACCCCGUCCGCGAUCUGGUCAUCAUCAGCGAGGAGCUGCGGAUCAAGGAUAUCGAGUUCGUCGAGAAGGCUCUCGAGGCUCUGGGCAAGCAGACUCGCCGUGGUGGCCAGUCGCUGGAGAUGAAGAAGUUGAAGGAGGAGGAGGCUACUACUGGCAAGGUUCUUGAGUGGCUCAAAGCCGGCAAGGAUAUCCGUGAGGGCGACUGGAGCCCCAAGGAGGUCGAAGUUAUCAACCCUUUGUUCCUCCUCACUGCCAAGCCUUGUGUCUACCUCGUCAACUUGAGCGAGAAGGACUUCAUCCGCAAGAAGAACAAGUACCUGCCCAAGCUGUUCGAGUGGGUCAAGAAUACAUCCCCCAACUCGCCCAUCCUGCCCAUUUCGGCACAGUUCGAGGAGCGUCUGACCCAGUUGGGCGACGAGGCUGCCGCCGAGGAGUGCAAGACCCUUGGCACCGCGUCCGGCCUGCCCAAGGUCAUCACUACCAUGCGCCAGGCCCUCAACCUGGCCAGCUUCUUCACCACCGGUGCCGAUGAGGUCCGCCAGUGGACUAUCCGCAAGGGCAUCAAGGCUCCCAGCGCCGCUGGUGUCAUCCACACUGACUUCGAGAAGACCUUCAUUCAGGCUGUCGUGUACAACUACAGCACCCUGAGGGAGCUUGGCGAUGAGGCUGCUGUUAAGGCUGCUGGCAAAAUCAUGACCAAGGGCAAGGACUACGUCGUUGAGGACGGUGAUAUCAUGCUCAUCAAGGCUGGUGCUGCCAAGUCCUAG
Molecule: messenger RNA, 1182 nt
Organism: Penicillium canariense
Lineage: Eukaryota; Fungi; Ascomycota; Eurotiomycetes; Eurotiales; Aspergillaceae
Product: YchF/Obg family ATPase
Exons: 3
Coding region: 1-1182 (393 amino acids)
Cellular component (GO): cytoplasm
Molecular function (GO): GTP binding; ATP hydrolysis activity; ATP binding
Source: RefSeq, a predicted model, not a curated record